GGUUUUUAACUCCGCUGAGUUGCUUUGAAACGAGGGAAUAGAACAAGUUUUGUUUCUUCUUCUUACUGAACGAUCCACACAUGUCCACAAAAUGCUGCGUAGCCAAACAAAACUCAUGGAUUUGGGCAGGCGCCAAUUGCCUCGCCUGCACAGAUCCAUGACAAAAGCAUCCAAUCUCACCGUGGUGGAAAUGGACGACAAGACGGGCAUUGCGACGCUGACAUUGAACCGACCCCCUGUAAACAGUUGCAAUUUGGAGCUGCUGCAGGAACUGCACGAGUCCAUUAAGCAGAUCGAAUGUGAUAAAAGUCGUGGACUAAUACUGACAUCGUCCAACGAUAAAGUCUUCUCCUCCGGACUGGAUCUCAAUGAAUUGCACAAACCGAACCAAGAGCGUCUGGUAGCAUUCUGGUCAACGUUGCAGGACCUGUGGCUAACUCUAUACCAAAGCAGUGUUCCUACAGCAGCGGCCAUCAAUGGUCACGCAAUUGCCGUUGGUUGUGUGUUGGCUGCAGCUUGUGAGUACCGAGUCAUGUUGCCGGGCUUUAGCAUUGGCAUCCAUGCCACGAAAUUUGGCUAUGUGGUGCCACCGUUUAUAAUGAUGUCGUAUCUGAGCGUCUUGCCGCGUCGCAUCGCGGAACGAGCGCUGCUGCAAGGCAAACUUUUUACCACCGAAGAAGCAUUGCAAGUGAAUCUCAUCGAUGAAGUGGCCGAAAGCAAGUCGGAAGCUCUCUGUAAAUGUGCUGAAUUCAUUGGCAGCUUUGAGAAGACACAACCGGAGGCCAGAGCACUGACCAAGCGACAGUUUCGUGCGCCAGAUGUGCAGCUUUUGAUAAACGAUCCGGAAGGUCAAUUACGGGAAUCCUUGGAAUAUAUAAAUACGCCAUUGUUUCAGCAGGGCUUGGAAGAGUAUCUUGCAAAGCUCAAGAGCAAGAACAGAAAGUGAAAUUUAUAUUUCAUCUGAAACGUACUGUGUUAAUCUGUGCAUUUACAAGGGUUAGGGUUUGUUAGUUUUUGUAAGAAAAUGCUUUUAUAUUCCCUUUAAAUAUUAAAUUUGUUAGAAGUGAUUGUGCUUUGAAAUCGA
Molecule: messenger RNA, 1084 nt
Organism: Drosophila novamexicana
Lineage: Eukaryota; Metazoa; Arthropoda; Insecta; Diptera; Drosophilidae
Product: enoyl-CoA delta isomerase 1, mitochondrial-like
Exons: 4
Coding region: 92-946 (284 amino acids)
Biological process (GO): fatty acid beta-oxidation
Cellular component (GO): mitochondrion
Molecular function (GO): enoyl-CoA hydratase activity
Source: RefSeq, a predicted model, not a curated record